Messenger RNA from Sabethes cyaneus, 1921 nucleotides. RefSeq names its product T-complex protein 1 subunit theta (gene CCT8). Gene Ontology annotation, molecular function: ATP binding; ATP hydrolysis activity; ATP-dependent protein folding chaperone. The record is from RefSeq and is a predicted model, not a curated record. The coding region runs from base 85 to 1725 and encodes 546 amino acids. The transcript has 2 exons. Lineage: Eukaryota; Metazoa; Arthropoda; Insecta; Diptera; Culicidae. Gene Ontology annotation, cellular component: chaperonin-containing T-complex. Gene Ontology annotation, biological process: protein folding.
AUUUUCAAGAAGCAAGCAAAACAUUUUUCAGUGCGUCGCAGUUUGAGGUUAUUCGUUCGUACGUAGAAAAAUCUGUGCAAAAAUAUGGCCUUACACGUCCCGAAAGCUCCCGGCUUUGCUUCCAUGCUAAAGGAAGGCGCUCGCGCGUAUUCCGGCUUGGAGGAAGCAGUGUACCGAAACAUUAACGCAUGCAAAGAGUUUGCCGCAUCCGUCCGUUCAGCCUACGGACCCAAUGGAAUGAAUAAGAUGAUUAUCAAUCAUAUCGAGAAACAAUUUGUGACUUCCGAUGCGGGAACGAUUAUGCGCGAGCUGGACGUAGAACAUCCGGCAGCAAAGCUGAUGAUUCAGGCUAGUCAAAUGCAGGAAGCAGAGGUCGGUGACGGUACCAAUUUCGUGAUCAUUUUCUGUGGUGCGCUGCUGGCCGAAGCGGAAGAAUUACUGCGGCUCGGUGUAACCACCAGUGACAUUACGGAAGGAUUCGAGAAGGCACUGGAUAAAGCUUUGGAAAUUCUACCGAAGCUCGUUUGUCACGAAGUCAAGGACUAUCGUAAUGCUGAGGUGGUCAAGGACGCUAUUAAAGCAUCGAUUAUGUCCAAGCAACUGGGCUAUGAGGACUUUAUUUCCGAGCUGAUUACAAAGGCAUGCGUUUCAAUUCUGCCGGAGAAAACGACUUUCAACGUUGAUAACGUAAGAGUUUGCAAAAUUCUCGGCAGUGGACUGCACACCUCUGAGGUGGUUCAUGGAAUGGUGUUCAAGCGAUUUGUUGAGGGUGAAGUCGCAACGGCUAAGGACGCAAAAAUUGCUUUGUAUUCCUGCCCUGUGGAUAUUAUUCAAACGGAAACAAAGGGAACAGUUUUAAUUAAAACUGCUGAGGAAUUGAAAAGUUUCAGCCAAGGUGAGGAAAAUCUGCUGGAGUCGCAGAUCAAGGCCAUCGCAGAAACUGGAGCUAAAGUCAUUGUGGCUGGUGGCAAAUUCGGAGACAUGGCGCUGCACUACAUGAACAAGUACAAUUUGAUGGCAGUUCGUCUCAAUUCCAAGUUUGAUUUGCGUCGUUUGAGCAAAGCAGUCAACGGAACUGUAUUGCCACGAUUGACCCCGCCCAGCUCGGAAGAGUUAGGUUAUUGUGACAAUGUGUAUGUCAAUGAGCUAGGCGAUACUUCGGUUUGUAUUUUCAAAUCUGAAGGCGCUGAUAGCCGAAUCGCUACUAUUGUGAUUCGUGGCUCCACGGAUAACUACAUGGAUGACAUCGAAAGGGCAAUUGACGACGGUGUAAACACAUUUAAGGGUUUGACCAGGGAUGGACGUUUCCUGCCUGGAGCAGGCGCAGCUGAAAUAGAACUCGCUCAACAAUUGGCCGAAUACGCUGACACUCUUCCAGGACUCGAUCAGUAUGCUGUUCGAAAAUUCGCGGUUUCCUUGGAAGCAUUCCCGAAGGCACUCGCCGAGAAUACCGGUGUCAAUGCGACCGAAGUCGUCAAUCAAUUGUAUCUUGCACACAAGGAAGGCAAAAAGAAUGAGGGCUUUGACAUCGAUUCCGAACUGCCAGCGACCACCGAUGUCACCGAAACUAAAAUCUACGAUCUGUUCCAGACCAAAUACUGGGCCCUAAAAUACGCGGUCGGAGCUGCUUGUACGAUUCUGAAAGUUGAUCAAAUCAUUAUGGCGAAACGAGCUGGUGGACCCAAACCACGACAAGGUGGAGCCAACAGUGACGAUGAAUCCUAAGCUAUUCUUAUUCGCUUAUCGGAUAUACUAGGUUCUUCAUGCUUUAUAAUAAUAUCGUUCACCAUUGAGUAAGCAUUACCAAUCGCUAAUCUACUCAUUUUAUCUUAGUUCCGCAGAUCAACUAACGGUUUAGAAAUCACAUUAAUGCACUUUUUUCUGUUGCACUGCGCUGCAGUAACAGAUACUAAUAUAUGUU